AUGUGCUGCUGUUCUGUGAUGGUGAUGGAAGCCACACUGAAUGCAAUUACCCCGCUGUUUUUUAUCAUGUCUGUUCAGACGUUGAAAAAUCAUCUCCAGUAUUUGAUAACAGGGCUCCUGCAUCUGUAUGAAACUGGACUACCCCAUUUUUACAUCACAGAGUGUCUAUGUGCCCUUCUAGACAGUGUACUGAGCUACAGAAAAUGGAGUAAGAGGCUUCACUACAGUCUGGACAGCAUUCUCAGUGCUCUUUUUGCGCAGGUCUGUGCUAAGAUUGAAACAUCUGACACACCAAGUAAAAGGAACCAAGAAGCUGCAUUGCAAGCUUUCAAGGUUCUGGGUGUUGUUUAUCAGGAGGACAUUAUGGCUUUCCUCAAAAAGAAAAUGGAGCGUGCUGAAGAAGUAGAGAACACUGCAGUUCUUACCAUCCUAAGAGAAAUUAUACAAGAUUCUCCCCAUAUGGACAAAGUAAAAAAUGUCCUGGUACAGUCUGUGGCGCUCCUCAUAACGGAAAACACUGAGCCGGCUCUCCUGAAGGUGAAGAGACCUCUCUUACAGCUAAUUAGAAGCUUGGGAUGCUGCGGGUACCUUACCCUACCAGGAGGCAAAGUGCUUGUGGAUUUCCUCAUCCAACAGUGUGAGCACCUUGUCUGCACCACAAAGUCCAAAGAUGGCUGGAAUGAUGAAAUGAUCCAGAAGUACAGCAUCAGCACCCUACACUUGGUGCCCUGGAAAAUGUUAAUGCAGGUUGUGUGCCCUCUGGAGUAUACCAACACUUUCAUCCCAGUUGGCAAGGCCUUGACAUCUUUGCUUCUAAAGUCAAGAAUUGCAGGCAGAUCUCCUUACCUGGGGGAAUUACACAGAAGGCCGCCUGAGCUCCCAACACCUCAGGCACUCUUGCUACGCCUUUUAGUAAUUUCAUUGUAUCCCUACAAGGGUGGGGAUUCUGGGAUUAUUGCCCUCCAACUGCUUCAUGCCCUCCACCCUAUCAACUCUCUUCACCCUGUGAUGCACUCAGUUUUGGGGCAGCUGUGGACAGAGCACAUUCCUGAGCUCAUCAAAUAUCUGGAAGCACAUACUAAGGAAACUCUGGAAGAGAAGACAUGGAAGGGCAAGCUGCUUAUGCUUUUAGAAAUGUCAGUGGAAUCCAUUAUGGAUGAUGCAUGGUCCCGUGAGCUUGUAGAUGAGAUCCUUGUAAAAAGCAAAAGCUACUCUCAGGGGCCCCAAGAUAAGGGGAUUGCUUCUGCCAUCAGUCUCACAGCUACUCGCCACCUCAAUGACACCUUAGUGGUGCUGCAGGAAUUCAGUAACCAGCUGAUCCCAGAGGAAGGUUCACCCAAUGAGCAGAAUGAAUGGAGGAGGUCAUUCAGCACACUCCAUCUUUGCUAUGACCAAGUGGCCAUGAAAACAAAGGACAGUAUCCUGCCCGUGGUGGACAACAUUCUCUUCCAAAUGUUACACCACUUCCGCCGCUGCACUGCCUCAGCCAUGGAUCUAAGUCUAAAGCUGAGCUUUCUGAGAUCAAUGGCUACAUUCACAAGAACAGUGGGUGACAUUGCCCACACAGUAAAAGAAACCCAUGAGUUCUCACAGAAAGCAGUGAUUGCAGCAUUUAUGAUGAAGCUGAUUGAAGAAGAGUCUGUGCAGUUGCUGUCUACCCCUGUGCGCCAGCAGGCUAUGAUUGUGGUCACUAACCUGAGAAAACUGAAGCCACCACUGAAGCCUGAGAUAAAAAUACUUCUAGUCCGGACAUGCUACAAAAGUGUCUUUUCCCUGCCUCCAAUAGAAAACAUGUUAGGAGAAGUAUGUGAUAGCACCCAGUAUCAACACUCUGAGUCCUUGUACAAGGAAACUAUCAGUGCCUUGAGAGGAAUGCUGGAGGGUCUGGUAUUAGAAUAUCCCAGUGAUGUCCAGAAGAUUUUGGAGUACAUAGAGCCCUGGCUAUCCUCCAGAAAGGAUCAUGAGCGGGAACGGGCAAUGUGGUGCAGCGCCCGGCUCCUGAGGUGUGUCGCCAAGCUUCCUAAUUUUGAUGCAUCAAUUGAAUUCAGCAGAUUAGGCCGUUUGGUUAGACUGCUGGCACUUCGAUGCCAUGACCCAGUGGACAACAUCUGCUUCUUGGCAGCCCGAGCUGUAUACAACUUGUAUUGUAUCCUGCUGGUUAAAAAACAGCUUGACAAGGGACAUACAGCAGAAAAGUUAUAUGCAUACAAAAAUCUUGGUACCUACAGUCCCUCUGUAUUCUAUAACAACACCUCUCAGAUUGCUAAGGCCUUUGCAGAAUAUUUUACCCCUCGUCAGUUAACAAAUCUGGUUCUGACAGCACUUGAUGGUUUGACAGAUCCCAGGGAAAAAAUAUCUCGGGCAGCUGGAGAACUGCUGAGUGCAAUUUUGGAUGAGCGUGGAGCUGAUUUGGAGAAGGUGGAUGACACUUUGACUGGCAUUUACAAGCGCCUCUGUCUCAUUCAGGAGCCCAACACUCGGCAGGAAAUGUUGAGGGCAGUGUGUUUCUUGGCUGGAAACAACACCAAGAAAGUGGUGCCUAUCCUACUGGCCCACUCACUCCCCUGGGACAGCAACACAACUGCACUAUGGAGGGUCCUGGGCACCAGAAGAGAGACCACUCUCUGUGUUCUUCAGCUGCUAAUACAAAUCUUGGAGGAGAAGCCAGUCCAAAAAGAUAACAGCAGUAUCUCUGAUGAUGAGACCUCUCUUCAAGCUGUUGCUGUAACCUGUGCUCUGUGUGAGAUGCUCUCAGUCCCUGGUUGCAGAGAUGCAGUGCAAGAACUCUAUCCCCGCCUCUUAUUGGCAAUGCUUGGUCAUGUCCAGAAAGUCAUAGAGCAGAAUCCACUAGAGAACAUGGUAGUCUACAGGAAGGAGUGUGGCCAAGAGAACAGGCCCAAGGCAUUUGAUCCUACCAGCUGUGCUCUGGAGGCUAUGAAGACCUUGCUCUCAGGUGCUGGUUAUUUUGAGGUGUUGGCCUAUAUGGAGGAACACAGAGGCUGGGACCUACUCUCCAGUCCCUGUGACUACUACUGUGGAAUAAUAGAGAUCACAAGUGCCAUGGUGAAGCAUUCCAGACCCCUUCAGCUGCAUAGAAUUUUUAAAAAACUGAUCCCACUACUCAACAGUGAAAAUGAGCAUGAUAAGGUUAUGUCCAGGGCCUUCUAUGCACAGCUUCUCUGGCACCGUUCUGUGGCCCAGAGUCAAGAACUCGACAUUUUAGCCCCACUGAAAAAAUGGACCCAAGAGACAAAUCCUAUCAUCAAGCUGCUGGGACUCAGAGGAAUUAGUAAUUUAGCUCUCCACCCAGGGAAGGCAACACAUCUCAGAAGCCACCUUCCAGCCCUUCAAGAGUUCCUGAAAGAAAAAGAUGAGAGGAUUGCAGAGCAAGCUUUGAAAGCCCUACGAAAUAUCAUCUACUAUAUGGAAGGGGAAGAGGCCAAAGCUGCAUUUUGCCAAAUUGGGAAGUCACUUUGGCAACCAAUCACUGAUGAGAGGGAAAAGGUGCGCAUCACAGUCAUCAUUGCCCUUGGCAAAAUGCUGAAACAGGUGAACAAAUUUAAGCCUGGGCCUGCUGUCCAUUAUGAAAUUUAUUGUGCCCUGGUGCCACUGAUGCUGGUCAUGCAGGAGAAUAAACCUGAGGUACUCAAGGCUUGUGGAGACACUUUGGCAGAGUGUGCACUGGCCAUGGGAUGGACCCAGCUCAGGAACUUAUUCAGACACUUGACCCUGAGUGACCAUCUUCAGGUCCUGCAAGAGAUGUGCAAGUACCUUGUGAAGAAGUGCAGGAAAAUGGUGGGGGACAUCUUACUCAAGAGCUUGGCAUACCUAAAAAGCCCACAGCACCUUUUACGAGAGGCAGCAGUCAGAUUUAUAGCAUACACAGUAAAGAACAUGAAUUUAAUUCAAGUGGACCACGAUGAUGUGAUGCUAAUGCUCAAUGCUCUUGGUGAUCUCAGGUUUGACCCUGUAGACUCUGUGUGUGCUGCAGCCUUAGAAACUAUAACAAGCAUUGAGGCAGCCUGUUCACCUGAAGCAGAGCCUCCCUACACAUUGAGAAGAAUCUGCUUUCAACCUGUCCAGAGAAAGGAGAAGAUUUUUAAAUGCAAAGAAAUUCAGCAUGCUCCAAAGCAAGCGAGGGGGAAAAUUGCCCCUGAAGAUACUGUAAAAACAGGCCAAGAAGAAAGGAGGAAAAACUGA
Alligator sinensis (Chinese alligator) is the source of this 4200-nucleotide messenger RNA. RefSeq names its product maestro heat-like repeat-containing protein family member 1. Gene Ontology annotation, cellular component: cytoplasm. The record is from RefSeq and is a predicted model, not a curated record. NCBI's taxonomy places the organism in Eukaryota, Metazoa, Chordata, Crocodylia, Alligatoridae. The transcript is spliced from 35 exons. The coding region runs from base 1 to 4200 and encodes 1399 amino acids.